Molecule: messenger RNA, 879 nt
Organism: Drosophila yakuba
Lineage: Eukaryota; Metazoa; Arthropoda; Insecta; Diptera; Drosophilidae
Gene: ND-24L
Product: NADH-quinone oxidoreductase subunit E
Exons: 1
Coding region: 99-824 (241 amino acids)
Biological process (GO): mitochondrial electron transport, NADH to ubiquinone
Molecular function (GO): NADH dehydrogenase activity
Source: RefSeq, a predicted model, not a curated record
AUAGGAAUUUUAAUAUUCGACGUUAGGCGAAUUCAUAUAUACGAGUAUACAAAGUAAUAUAUAAAAUAUAUAUUUAUAAUAUAUAUAUUUAUACCGUUAUGCUGCGCUUGUCUCGUUUUCCCGGCUCCAUCCGCGCCAUCCACCUGGCCCCAGUUUUCCGCUCCGUAGCCCAGAUGGAUGCCACUGAAAUGCGCAAGACGCUGAAGUUCGAGUUCUCGAAGGACAACCAACGAAGGGUGAAGGCCCUGCUCGCCUGGUAUCCGAGGGCGGAGUGGAAGGGAGCACUCCUGCCGCUCCUGGACAUUGCCCAGCGGCAGCAGGGAUGGCUUUCGAUCAGCGCUGUUCAGGCCGUGGCGGAGACCAUCAAGAUAGAUCCCAUGGAGGCCUUCGAGGCGGCCCAGUUCUACACCAUGUUCUUCAUGAAGCCGCGCGGCAAGUAUGUGGUCAGUGUGUGCACCUCGACGCCCUGCAAAUUGCGUGGGGGCGAUGAAAUCUUUGAGGCGUGCAAGAAAACCCUCAAUCUGGAGCACGGCCAGACCACGCCGGACAUGCAGUUCACCCUCAAGGAGGAUUACUGCAUGGGCGCCUGUGUGAACGCCCCCGUCCUGGCGGUCAACGAUGACAUGUACGAGGACCUGGACGAGAAGAGCCUGGCCAACAUCCUGGCAGAUCUGCGCAAUGACAAGCUGCCCCCCGCUGGUCCGCGCAACGGAAGGUUCGCCAGUGAGCCCAAGGGUGGACUCACCACCCUGAAGACCGAGCCACCGCCGCCCGGCUUCAUGAUGCAGAAUCUGCCGGAGCCGAAGAGCAAGAAGUGUCAGUAGCCCAUUGAUUAAGCCAUCUUAAAGCAAUAAAUUCCGCCUGCCUUCGGCAAAGCAA